AUGUCGAAGAAAAGGAAAUGGAAUGAUGACUAUGUUGGCUUCACCUGCAAUGGAAAGAUUGAGGAUUUGCAAAAGCCUCAGUGCAUGCUCUGUGGAACUGUUUUCUCUAAUGCAAAUUUGAAGCCAUCUAAGCUGCAAGAACACUUCAACAACAGACAUGAAGAGCUUAUCAAACCAUGUGUAUUAGAAAUGGCUACAACUGUUCUCGGAAAUGAAGCAAGAAAGAAGCUUGAAUUAGUGCCGCUAUCGAAUAAUGUUAUUAAAAGCCGAAUUGAUGAUUUGAGUUUAGAUAGUUUGGUGCAAGUUAUCUCACAUAUGAAUGCUAGUCCCUUGAAAAUCUCCCUCCAGUUGGACGAAACUACUGAUGUUUCGAAUUGCAGUCAACUUAUUGCACUGGUUGUGAAAGACUUCUUUGCAAAAUAUGAAUUAGAUCUCCAAAUUAUUAGCUCUGUGUGCACUGAUGGCGCUCCUGCUAUGCUGGGAAAUAAAUCCGUUUUUUUUUCACUGAUGAAACAGGAGAUUCCACAUUUGCUAGGUACUCACUGUUUCCUUCAUCGUCAUGCUUUGCCUCCGAAAUUGAUGAAAGUCCUUGAUACUUAUGUAAAGACCAUCAACUGGAUUAGGGGUCGUGCUCUGAAUCACUGCCUCUUUAAGUCACUUUGUGAAGAUCUUGGAAGUGAACAUACAGUUUUACUUUUCCACACAGAAGUCCACUGGCUCUCUUGCGGGAGAGUUUUAACCUGCUUCUUCGAACUGCGAGAAGAAAUCAAAGUCUUUCUGGAGGAAAGUCACUGUGAUCUGCUUGAAGAGUUGGAAUCACAAGAAUUCACCCAAAUCUCAGCGUAUUUGAGUGACAUAUUCAUACAAAUAGUGGAUGACAAUGAAUCUUCAAGUUUGAUUCCUAGUGUUUGUGGAGAAAUUGUGGCUCAUUUGGAAAUGCUAACGACGUCAUUUGAUAGAUAUUUUGACGUAGGGAAGCUGGAAUCUUCUAAAGAAUGGAUUAUGAAAUAA
Messenger RNA from Penaeus monodon (black tiger shrimp), 1011 nucleotides. RefSeq names its product protein ZBED8-like. Bases 1 to 1011 code for a protein of 336 amino acids. The transcript is spliced from 4 exons. NCBI's taxonomy places the organism in Eukaryota, Metazoa, Arthropoda, Malacostraca, Decapoda, Penaeidae. The record is from RefSeq and is a predicted model, not a curated record.